Molecule: messenger RNA, 2070 nt
Organism: Nerophis lumbriciformis (worm pipefish)
Lineage: Eukaryota; Metazoa; Chordata; Actinopteri; Syngnathiformes; Syngnathidae
Source: RefSeq, a predicted model, not a curated record
AUGCCAGCCAAUAAUGUUGCAGCACCUGGGAAAAAGAAGGUGCCUGGUGCAAAGUCACAAAAGAAUAUCAAUAAGAGAAAAGAUGAGGAUGAUGACUACGCGGAUUAUGGCUGGGAAGAAAGGGCUCAUGGCAAACUUGUUAAACCUGCUGAUCAGCUGGACCUCACUGAUGCUGAGCUAAAAGAGGAAGUCACAAGGAUUCUGACUGCAAAAAAUCCCCACGCCCCACAAAAUAUUGUCCGAUACAGCUUCAGGGAAGGUGCUUUCAAGCUGACGAGUGGUGUUGAUCAGUUGGCAGUCCAUUUUGUCUUAGAUGGUUGUCUCAUACAUCAGGACUCUGACGAGGCUCGCAGGCUGGCAGCCAGUGAAGAACUCACUGAAGAGACAGCAACACUUGACAAUGAAGCAGAGUCUGACGAGGACAAAUCAGAAAUAUUGGAUGCAUCUGGCGACGGAGGGGAGGAGGAGGAUGUUGGCGAAGAUGACAGACCAGACAGUGUUGCCUCAAAAACAAACACUCAAGAGCCUAAAUGCACAAACCAGUUCAAUUUCAUCGAGAGAGCCUCCCAAACACUCAAUAAUGCACUUCGGGACAGAAGCUGCCAGACGGUACCUCCACCACGCUGCAACUAUUCGGCCACCGCUAGUCAGUGGGAGAUAUAUGAUGCGUACACUGAGGAGUUGCAAAAACAAGAAAUAAAAAAGGAGAAGCAGAGAGCCUUCCAUCCAAAGAAGGAUGGUGACAAAAACAGAAAGAAGAUACUAAAUGAAACUCCGAAUGAUGACGUCACCAAAAUUGCCACUGCAGUCACACUCUUGGAAAGAAUGGUCAAUCAGAAUACAUGUAAUGACAUAGCUCAAGAUUUCAAAUAUUUUGAAGAUGCGGCAGAUGAAUUUCGGGAGCACGAGGGUACUCUACUUCCCUUGUGGAAGUUCCAGUAUGACAAGGCCAAAAUGAUGUGUGUCACAGCACUCUGCUGGAAUGAGAAAUACCCUGACCUUUUUGGUGUAGGGUUGGGCUCUUAUGAUUUCAGCAAGCAGGGUCGUGGGAUGCUUCUCUUCUACACGUUGAAGAACUCUACCUACCCUGAGUAUAUCUUCCCGACGAGUUCUGGAGUCCUGAGCCUUGACAUUCAUAAGCAACAUUCCUACCUGGUGGCGGUCGGUUUCUAUGAUGGCUGUGUUUGUGUAUACAACUUCAAAAAGAAAGGAUUGGUCCCUGAAUACAAGAGCAAUGCCAAAACUGGCAAGCACACAGACCCAGUCUGGCAAGUGCGAUGGCAGAAUGAUGAUAUGGACAAUAACCACUAUUUCUGUUCCGUGUCCUCUGAUGGCCGUGUUGUGUCUUGGACACUCAUUAAGAAUGAGCUGGUCUCCGCUGAUGCUAUCAGGCUAACAAUGGAUGAUACUGUGUCUGACGGCCCAGACGGUAUUCUGGAGCGCAACACUGUUGGAGGUAGAUCCUUUGACUUUCACAAACAGACCGAUUCUCUCUUCAUUGUUGGCACUGAGGAAGGUAAAAUACACAAGUGUUCGAAGAAUUAUUCAAGCCAGUUCCUGGAGACAUAUGCUGCUCACAACAUGGCAGUGGAUUCGGUAAAGUGGAAUCCUUACCACCCAAAGGUUUUCAUCUCUUGCAGCUCGGACUGGACCAUCAAAAUUUGGGACCAUAUGAUCAAUACUCCCAUGCUGACGUUUGAGCUCAAUGCUCCAGUUGGCGAUGUGGCCUGGGCACCAUACUGCUCCACUGUCUUUGCUGCUGUCACCUCAGAAGGAAUGGUUCAUGUUUUUGACCUGAGCAUCAACAAGUAUCAGGCUAUCUGCCAGCAACAAGUGGUUUCAAAAUCUAAAUGCAAACUGACUCACAUUGAGUUCAAUCCUGUCCAUCCCAUCAUCAUCGUGGGGAAUGACAGGGGCUCUGUUUUCAGCCUGAAACUGUCUCCUAACCUGCGCAAGAAACCAAAGGGCAAGAAAGGUCACGAGGUGCCUGAAGGUCCUGAGGUGGAAGUGGCUAAAAUGGAGAAGCUUCUCAGUCUACUGAGGUUCUCAGACCAAAGCAGUCUGAAUUAG